AUGUCGUUCUCUGGACACAGGUCCUGGGCCCAGCACCCCCUCUGCUUCUGCAUUCUGGUCCUGGCCUGUGUUGUGGCAUGCCAGCAAGAAGCGACCGGGGCAUCCCCGAGCCCCCCACCAGAGACCUCGAGUAGUUCCUGGAGCCUGGUUCCCGGCAAGGUGAAGGAGUGGAUGGAGCCGCUGGUGACCAGACCCAGAGAGAGGUGGCCGUGGUUCUGGGGCCUCGAGGCCUUCCAGGGCUUUGUGCAGACUUACUUUGAAGACCACCUGAAAGACUUGGUUUCCCGCACCCAGGCCUGGCUCCACAGCUCCAAGGACAGCCUCCUGAGCAAGGCUCAUAACCUGUGUCCCCAGCUGCUCUGCGAGAAAGGCGACCAAGAUUAAAGUGUUCACAGCCUCAGCAAUAAAGAAAUUCUCUGUGUCCCUGUCCCAGACC
This is a messenger RNA of Camelus dromedarius (Arabian camel), 436 nucleotides long. It is a transcript of the gene APOC4, whose product is annotated as apolipoprotein C4. The record is from RefSeq and is a predicted model, not a curated record. Gene Ontology annotation, cellular component: very-low-density lipoprotein particle; high-density lipoprotein particle. Gene Ontology annotation, biological process: triglyceride homeostasis; positive regulation of triglyceride storage. Lineage: Eukaryota; Metazoa; Chordata; Mammalia; Artiodactyla; Camelidae. The transcript is spliced from 4 exons. The coding region runs from base 1 to 384 and encodes 127 amino acids.